GAGACCGACCACGAGGCCGAACCAGCGCAGGCCCCAGCCCCGAGCAACGGACCCACCGAAGAGUCCUGGGCAGCUCUCGGGGGCAUCGACCUCCAACAAGAGCUCCGGAGAUUCGUGCCGACACUACAGAACGUGCCACGUUUCCUGCGCGCGGAGACCCGGAUGGCGUUCACCACGGCCCUGAAGAGGAUCAAGCGAGGACACGACCAGGGCAACCAAGCAACAACCCACCAAGGAUGGACACUGUUCCUCCUCGCCUCGAGGCUCCUGCUAAGCAAGCCCAAGGGUACCGACGCCGAGGGCCGACAAGAGCUCCUGGAACGCGCCCAACGGUUCCGCCAGGGCGACUGGCUGGCCCUGCUACACGAGGCCAACACCACGGCCGGCGCGCGCGCAGCGCCAAGGCCAGCCACAGAGGAGCAACAGCAGGAGAGACGCAGAGAACAGGCUUGCGCGCACGUCCGAAACGGCAACCCGUCACGGGGGAGACAGGUCUUGACCGCGGCGGCGAUUGCGCCCGGCAACGGGGAGACACUAAACAGGCUGCGGGACCCGGCCCGCCGACCGCCUACCCUGAGCCGCCGACUACCCGCCAACCUCGACCGCGCAACCGACAGAGCGAGACUCGACAAGACCAAAUUCCUCGCUUGCCUCCGGUCCGCCAAAAAGGGCACGGCAGCAGGACCGUCGGGGGUCCGCGUUGAGCACCUCAAGCCGCUGCUGGAACACGAAGAGUCCAUGGACCUGCUUGGAUUCGCCGCCGCUGCCCUCGCGGAGGCGCGGGUGCCCUCCCCGAUUGCCCGCGCUCUAGCCCUCUGCAAGAUGACGGGAGAGGGAGUGGAGCAGGGGGACGCGCUGGCCCCAGCCCUCUUCGCUCUUGCCCUGCACGGAGCGCUGGCGGGCGCAUCCAGGACCCUAGAGCAAGGGGACUUCCUAGUCGCUUUCUUGGACGACGUGUACAUCAAGACCACCCGGGCCAGGGCCAGAGCCGCUUUCGACACCACCACCGCGGCCUACUGGGGCGCUUGGGCAGACGCCCUACACAUGCUCCACCAACGGCGCCCCGUUGAAGCUGCAGCGAUCAGGGACCUCCUCGACGGCACCAGGCCCGGCCGUAGGGGCAACCUUGCCGCAGCCGCCGCGGCCGCACAGCUGCUCGAAACCGAAGGCUUUCGGAGACCUUCCUGGACCGACCUGCUCCAGGGGCUGCGCCCAGAAGCGCCGCCGCGCUCGGAGGCCGCCGAACCGGGGGAAUGGCAGCACGGCUGGCAGUUCCACGCUUGUUCCGCACGCAACACACACUACAGGGACAACGUGUUCAUGCCCAGCCUCACCAGGGCCAACCAGGCCAUGCUAAGGUCAGGCUCAGGACCGAGGGCCGCCUACUGGCUUCACACCUUACCCACCACCGAGGGGCACGUGUUCAAGCCCGCGCGGUUCCUGGCAGCCCUGCGCCGGCGCCUCAGGCUCCCGCUGCCGCUCCUCCCGCACACCUGCGGGGCAGCCGGCCACCCAGGCUGCCGGGCCCGGCUGGACACGCUGGGAGACCACCUAGCCGCGUGCCCACGCACGGGGCUUCUCGCCAGACGCGCGAAACCGCUCGAACGAGCUUGGGCGAGGGUCGCCAGAGAAGCAGGAGGGAGAGUUGUCCCCCAACAGCUGCUGCGGGACACUAACGCCGUUGUCCACAACCCGCUGGACCGCAGACAAUUAGACCUAGUCGUCUACGGCAUCUCGCCGAACGGCGUCCCGCUGUGCUGCGACAGCACCAUGGUGUCCCCCCUCCGCAGGGACGGCUGGCACCGGCCGCGCACCUUCGACACCGACGGCGCCGCGCUACUUGGGGCCGAAAGGCGCAAACGACGCAGGUACCACGAACUCACGACCGGCCAUUCAGGCCGCCUCAUGGUCCUCUCCUGCGAGGUCGGAGGCAGGUGGGGCCGCGAUUCCCUCCAGCUGGUACGCCUGCUUGCCAAGCAGAAGGCGCGGGCCGCGCCGGCCCUCCUCCGCCGCUCCGCGGAGCUCGCGUACACCAACCGCUGGUGGGGGUUCCUGAGCGUCGCGGCCCAGGACUCGCUCAUGGCCACCCUGACGGGCGACGGCUACCUAGCCUUGGGGGGAGCCGCCGGGGAGGACGACCCAGACCUGGCCGAAGUGCUGCUCGCAGACUCCGCCGGCCCACCCGCUAGCCGCCUGCCAGCGCGCCCCUGA
Prorocentrum cordatum is the source of this 2211-nucleotide messenger RNA. Lineage: Eukaryota; Dinophyceae; Prorocentrales; Prorocentraceae. The record is from the annotation of a GenBank genome assembly.